Molecule: messenger RNA, 294 nt
Organism: Iphiclides podalirius (scarce swallowtail)
Lineage: Eukaryota; Metazoa; Arthropoda; Insecta; Lepidoptera; Papilionidae
Source: the annotation of a GenBank genome assembly
AUGGGCGGCGGUAGUCACUUACCAUCAGGUGAACCGCCAGCUCCUUUGCCACCAUCUCACAUAAAAAAGAAACAUUUCUACCGGAAAAGAACAGUAAAAAGGACUUAUCCACGACGUUGCGAAUCUUUGUCACCCGAGCGGAAGUGCGCCGCCGGCGGGUGCGCGCGCGCAACGGCCGCGCGUCAAGUGACGCCAUAUUGUUUUCCGCACAAUGGCCGCCGCGGCUUUCCCGCGCUGCAAUUAAACGACAAGAAUGAAUCGGUCCGAAUCAACGGUGGCUUUUCGACUUUCAAA